This is a messenger RNA of Odobenus rosmarus divergens (Pacific walrus), 3235 nucleotides long. It is a transcript of the gene PRKD2, whose product is annotated as protein kinase D2. Gene Ontology annotation, molecular function: ATP binding; protein serine/threonine kinase activity. Bases 350 to 2983 code for a protein of 877 amino acids. Gene Ontology annotation, biological process: protein phosphorylation. The transcript is spliced from 19 exons. The record is from RefSeq and is a predicted model, not a curated record. NCBI's taxonomy places the organism in Eukaryota, Metazoa, Chordata, Mammalia, Carnivora, Odobenidae.
UCGCUCGGGACACUUCCUCCUGGGCCGCAGCCGCAGAGUUAAAACUUUGGAAGGGGAAAAAGAGCCACCGGCGCCGAGCGCCGGGUGACCCUCCCUUCCACCCCCCACACACCGCCGCCGGUAACGCCCCCUUCUCCGCGGCCCCCGACCGAACUUUUCUCCAACUUCUGAGACCCGGUCCCGCCAUCCUCGAGUGCCCUCAACCUGCUAGAUUUCUUUUCUCGUAUCCCUGGGAUUCCCGCGCUCCCACCACCAUCUUACCGGCUCCCUCGGAUCCAGUGACCCGGGUUCCCCGGGCUCCUUCAGCCGCAUCCCGGGUGGGCGCCGGGCGGCCGGGACUCCCCCCGCCAUGGCCGCCUCCCCCUCCCAUCUCGCCGGGCUCCCAGGCUCUCCCGGGCCGGGGUCUCCUCCGCCCCCCGGCGGCUUGGAGUUGCAGUCGCCGCCACCGCAACUGGCCCAGGUCCCAGUCCCGAGCUCCGGGGUCUCCUUCCACAUCCAGAUCGGGCUGACCCGCGAGUUUGUGCUGCUGCCCACCGCCUCUGAGCUGGCCCAUGUGAAGCAGCUGGCUUGCUCCAUCGUGGACCAGAAGUUCCCCGAGUGUGGCUUCUACGGUCUUUACGACAAGAUCCUUCUCUUCAAACAUGACCCCACGUCGGCCAACCUCUUGCAGCUGGUGCGCUCGGUGGGAGACAUCCAGGAGGGCGACCUGGUGGAGGUGGUGCUGUCGGCUUCGGCCACAUUUGAGGACUUCCAGAUCCGCCCGCACGCCCUCACGGUGCACUCCUACCGAGCGCCGGCCUUCUGUGAUCACUGCGGGGAGAUGCUCUUCGGCUUAGUGCGCCAAGGCCUCAAGUGUGAUGGCUGCGGACUGAACUACCACAAGCGCUGUGCCUUCAGCAUCCCCAACAACUGCAGUGGUGCCCGCAAGAGGCGCCUGUCGUCCACGUCUCUGGCCAGUGGCCAUUCUGUGCGCCUCAGCACCUCAGAGUCCCUGCCCUGCAUGGCUGAUGAGCUGAGCCGUAGUACCACCGAGCUCCUGCCUCGCCGCCCCCCGUCAUCCUCCUCAUCUUCGGCCUCCUCCUACACGGGCCGCCCGAUCGAGCUGGACAAGAUGCUACUCUCCAAGGUGAAGGUCCCGCACACGUUCCUCAUCCACAGCUACACGCGGCCCACCGUCUGCCAGGCUUGCAAGAAACUCCUCAAGGGUCUCUUUCGCCAGGGCCUGCAGUGCAAAGACUGCAAGUUUAACUGUCACAAGCGCUGUGCCACCCGCGUCCCUAACAACUGCUUAGGGGAAGCACUCAUCAAUGGAGAUGUGCCGAUGGAGGAGGCCACCGAUUUCAGCGAGGCUGACAAGAGCUCCCUCAUGGAUGAGUCGGACGACUCUGGGGUCAUCCCAGGCUCCCACUCGGAAAACGCCCUCCACGCCAGUGAGGAGGAGGAAGGCGAGGGAGGCAAGGCCGAGAGCUCCUUGGGGUACAUCCCGCUGAUGAGGGUGGUGCAGUCGGUGCGACACACGACGCGGAAAUCUAGCACCACCCUGCGCGAGGGCUGGGUGGUUCAUUACAGCAACAAGGACACGCUGAGGAAGCGGCACUAUUGGCGCCUGGACUGCAAGUGCAUCACGCUCUUCCAGAACAACACGACCAACAGAUACUACAAGGAAAUUCCACUGUCAGAAAUCCUCACCGUGGAGCCCGCCCAGAACUUCAGCCUUGUGCCACCAGGCACCAACCCCCACUGCUUUGAGAUCGUCACUGCCAAUGUCACCUACUUUGUGGGCGAGACGCCCGGUGGGGCCCCAGGGGGGCCUAGUGGGCAGGGGGCCGAGGCUGCCCGGGGCUGGGAAACGGCCAUCCGCCAGGCUCUGAUGCCAGUCAUACUCCAGGAUGCACCCAGCGCCCCAGGCCACACACCCCACAGACAAGCUUCUCUGAGCAUCUCCGUGUCUAAUAGCCAGAUCCAAGAGAACGUGGACAUCGCCACUGUCUAUCAGAUCUUCCCGGAUGAGGUGCUGGGCUCUGGGCAGUUUGGAGUGGUCUAUGGAGGAAAGCACCGGAAGACAGGCCGGGACGUGGCAGUAAAGGUCAUUGACAAACUGCGUUUCCCCACCAAGCAGGAGAGCCAGCUUCGGAACGAAGUGGCCAUUCUGCAGAGUCUGCGGCACCCCGGGAUCGUGAACCUGGACUGCAUGUUUGAGACACCUGAGAAGGUGUUUGUGGUGAUGGAGAAGCUGCACGGGGACAUGCUGGAGAUGAUCCUCUCCAGUGAGAAGGGCCGGCUCCCCGAGCGCCUCACCAAGUUCCUCAUUACCCAGAUCCUGGUGGCUCUGAGACACCUUCACUUCAAGAACAUCGUCCACUGUGACUUGAAACCGGAAAACGUGUUGUUGGCAUCAGCCGACCCCUUUCCUCAGGUGAAGCUGUGUGACUUCGGCUUCGCGCGCAUCAUUGGCGAGAAGUCGUUCCGGCGCUCGGUGGUGGGCACCCCUGCCUACCUGGCGCCCGAGGUGCUGCUCAACCAGGGCUACAACCGCUCGCUGGACAUGUGGUCGGUGGGCGUGAUCAUGUACGUCAGCCUCAGUGGCACGUUCCCCUUCAACGAGGACGAGGACAUCAAAGACCAGAUCCAGAACGCCGCCUUCAUGUACCCAGCCUGCCCCUGGAGCCGCAUCUCCUCCGGAGCCAUCGACCUCAUCAACAACCUGCUGCAGGUGAAGAUGCGCAAGCGCUACAGCGUGGACAAGUCUCUCAGCCACCCCUGGUUACAGGAGUACCAGACGUGGCUGGACCUCCGAGAGCUGGAGGGGAAGAUGGGCGAGCGGUACAUCACGCACGAGAGUGACGACGCGCGCUGGGAGCAGUUCGUGGCAGAGCACCCUCUGCCCGGGCCCGGGCUGCCCCCGGAUGGGGACUUCGGUGGGGCCCUCCCGCCGCAGGACCGCGAGAUGCAGGGGCUGGCCGAGCGCAUCAGCAUCCUCUGAGGUGUCGUGCUCGCACUGUGGCUGCCCCAUGAUGCUGUCCCUCCGGUGCCCGGAGAGCGCCCCUCCGCACCAUCUCAGCGAGGAACUGUUCUAAACAGAAGCGGCUUCCUGCCCAAAAUGGAUGGGACACACCCCAGGAGAGGAGCAGGGCGGGGGCCCGUGGCGGGUCAGGGAUAGUUAUUUCCAACCUGAACUCCCCAGCAAUUAAAACGAACUCAUCUCUGGCCCCAUGGCCUCGGUCUCUGGCCACAC